This is a messenger RNA of Amoebophrya sp. A25, 1737 nucleotides long. NCBI's taxonomy places the organism in Eukaryota, Dinophyceae, Syndiniales, Amoebophryaceae. The record is from the annotation of a GenBank genome assembly.
GUGGGAGCUGCUGCUAUGCAACUACAAACGGAAUAUAUAAGGUUGUCUUUUCCCGUUGCUGUGUAUAAUAUCAUCAUCAUGCAAUAUUAAACGGAUGAACAGAAAAAAUGAGUAAGUACUUAUACUUGAUUCAUCAAUGCUAUGCAGUUGAUUAACUUGUAGGCUUUGUUGAUUGUAGUACUAGAAGUGAAUAUGUCACGUGAUUGACUUUCUUCUUUUCCAGUCGGGGCUCUACUUGAUUUUGCUUCUAGAGUCGGAAGGAGCAAAUUUAGGUUCCAGGAACAGGGUCAGUCGUGGUGCGUGCUGUACAUAAAUUCAGUUUUCUAGUUAGGAAGGCUCUACGUCUACUGAAGAAUAGGUAGACGUAGGGCUCUCCUACAGAAUAGGUAGACUUGCUCCUUCCGACUCUAGGGAAGCAAGUAACUGGAGGGAGGAAAGUGAGGCCCAUUCGCUAAUGCAAGGGACGGGACCAAACGGCCGGGACGAGGAGGACAGAGAUAAGGCGACUAAAACUUUUCAACAUACUAGCACUGCCUAUGUUCACUGACAGGACGUCGGCUGCUUUUGAUAGGCUGAAAAUAGAACUACUGUGCGCAGGUACAGGCUUGCCCUCUCGAAGGUGGGCCCAUUCCUAUGACAUGUAAGUAUUCUAUUCUGUCCUAUCCUUUCCUUUCCUUUCCUGAUAGGCUAAAAAUAGAACAGCUUCAUCUUGGCGAUUCUCGAGCGACUGAGUCGACUAUUCACUAUAAUCAGUUGUUGGCUCCCCUCGUCCUCGUUGUCCAAAGCUGGGCGCUAACACAGUUUUCAUUGCCGCAUACCUUUACAUGUUCACUCAUAUAUCUAAAAUAAACAAAGCACUAAUGGUUGUUCCUUAUUAUCUGCGAGAGUGUCUUUCAAUUCAUCUGGUUGUUUUGCAAAGUCUCUAUUAUUAGUACAUACUAGUACAGUUUCGUAGUUUCGGAUACUAAAAAGUUUUUUGUUGAUUUUGGUAAAGAGUCGGUCAGGAUACUAAAUUUUUUGUCGAUAUUGGUACAGUGUCGUUCAGGAUACUAAAUUUUUUGUCGAUAUUGGUACAGUGUCGACGUUGAGGAUACUAAGCUUUGGAAAUGAAUAUAAGGUGUCUUUUCCACUAAAUUUUCUCCACUGACUCCACUAAGCUUUUGACUUCUUUCUAAUGUUCUCUGCAUCGAGUUCAUCCCGCCUAUGGUCAAGAGGGGUCUGCUCCUCCUCGCACACCAUCUCAGGAUUACAACUUAAGAGAGUGACACUGUUCAACUCAGAAUCCAACACCUCCUAGUUGUAAACUGGAACAUAGAUAAUAGAGGAAGAUGACCCGACAUUUGUCUAGUAGUAGGGACACCUCGCAAUCGCAUACUUCUAAGUAUAUAUGUAGGAACGAGUUGUACACGCACACUCGCGGAACACGUUUUUGAAAAAGUGAAAAUGUGUUACCCAUUGAACAACUCUAGCUAGAGGGCAAAGUCAAAAAAAAGGGGGUCUCGUGCUGCCCUAUCCUAUUCUAUGAGGAGGAGUGACGUCCAAGUAAAUCAUGCCUAGAAAAAUGUGGCUUAUAGAAGACUGUGUGUGUGCUACCUCUUGAAAGUUCUAAACCCUCGUGGAAGAGCCCAAAGUGUGGGAGGCAUGGGGCCCUCUGGGAAUGAUGAAGAGCAUCUUCGAAAAACUGGACGACCAAAUCGCUGUUAUGGUCUACUAGAUGCGCCUAUUGUUGUUCAAUAA